AUGACCGACCGCGAUGCUACUGCACGAGUGACAUAUGAGUUGCUACGUACACACGGAGACUUGGAUACUGCUGAGACACAUAAGGAGAUUCUAAGAACAGUAAGCUCCGUGGACGUUGAUCGCCAGAGCGCCGAGGUCUUACAGCGUCUCCAUGCAACAGAAUUUGCGUUUCUACGAGGAAAAGAGCUUCAAGAGAAGAAGAAUCAAGUGUCUAAAAGACGGAGGCAAUUGCGGAACGAGUGGAGACUUAGACAGAGUAUGACGCCACAGGAAGGAGCGACAAUCGAAGAUGUCCAGCGACACUUUCCCAAGCUGUUUGAAGGAGUGAUGGACGAGAGGAAGAAACAUAGAAAUCUAAACGCUGAAGUUAAUGAAAGCGUGGGGGUAACGCGUCAGUCCCAAGGAACAAUUCAGCCACUGUUGUCUCCUGCUGUGAAUGAACGUGGAGCUACUAUUUUGAGUCUGCCAGCGAUGGUGGACACAUGUAGGAAUGACUUGAAUGUCACGAUGGACGUGUGGAAUGGACCGCCACAGGUCGCUGGCUUUUCAAUGCCAAACGAGGCUGUACUUCAGCCCAAGCAAGCUCUUAGUGACAUGCUGAGCAAGAGAUCAAGGCUACCUCAUGAAGAUUCAGAGUUGUUUGGUGUUGACACUCGUUCCAAUCCCGCAAAGCAACGCAAUUUGUUCCAGACUGCUUCAGAACGACUCGAGCAUGACCGCAUGACAGGAAGAACUAGAGAUAUUGACGAUGAUCAGCCAAAGAGCAGAAAUGGACGACGAAGGGAUCUCCGGGGUCCUCCACGUGGAAUUUAUCACCCUGUCAACCAAGACGUUCUCCUUGGCGGGGGCGGAAAUACUGACAACGGGUACAUGUAUGGGUCAAGUGCAGUCAGCAAAAAGUUUGUGUCUCCAAUGGGCGAACGGGGCGCGAAUAAAGCCAGUAACAAACAAGUCAUACGUCCUGAUGAGGACAAGGAUAUGGAUCCACGUCUCAAGAGCUGUGAUCCCGAGCUAAUUGAGAAAAUCGAGAUGGAAAUCGUCGACAAUGGGGACCCAAUUACAUUCGACGACAUUGCUGGACUGCAAUUUGCGAAGAAGUGCGUGAACGAGCUGGUUAUUUGGCCGAUGCAGCGGCCAGAUAUCUUCACCGGACUUCGUUCUCUUCCAAAAGGUUUGCUAUUAUUUGGACCACCUGGUACAGGAAAAACAUUAAUUGGCAAAGCCAUUGCAAGCCAGUCUGGUGCGACCUUCUUUAAUAUUUCUGCUAGCUCGUUAACGAGCAAAUGGAUCGGCCAAGGGGAAAAGCUGGUUCGAACACUAUUUGCUGUCGCAGCGGUGAAACAGCCCUCCGUGAUAUUUAUUGAUGAAAUCGACUCGCUAUUAACGCAACGAAGCUCGACAGAGAACGAAGCUAGUCGACGGAUGAAGACCGAAUUUCUGGUGCAGCUUGACGGUGCUGGCACAAAAGCGAAGGAUAUCAUUCUCGUCGUUGGUGCCACAAAUCGACCACAAGAGCUUGAUGAAGCAGCACGUCGACGAUUCGUGAAACGCUUGUACAUUCCUCUUCCUUCGCUCGAAGCCAGACUAGAUUUGGUUAGCAGGUUGCUUAAGGAUAACAAGAAUGACUUGUCAGGCGAGAAUAUGGCAUUCAUUGCCGAAUCUACUAAGGGAUACUCUGGUGCAGAUGUUCGGGCACUAUGCACGGAAGCAGCGAUGGGUCCUAUCCGAAGCUGCGUUGAUAUUCGCACGAUGACUGCCGAUUCUGUUCGUCCCAUUAUCUUGGACGACUUCAUUGAGGCAUUGCGAGGGGUCCGUUCCAGCGUCGCGACAAAGGACCUCAGACUUUACAAAGAGUGGAAUGAAGAGUUUGGAAGCUUUGCUUUUGAACGCCACGAAUCUUCUUGA
Messenger RNA from Peronospora farinosa, 1905 nucleotides. The record is from the annotation of a GenBank genome assembly. NCBI's taxonomy places the organism in Eukaryota, Oomycota, Peronosporomycetes, Peronosporales, Peronosporaceae.